AACAUGUAUAAUAUAAUCUUAUUAAAAUGUAGAUUAAUAAUAUUCAAUGCAUAUUACACCAAAUAGUUGUUUAUUUUAUCUAAAAUAAAUUGGAUGGUUUUUGUGAUAAUGGCACCAGCACAAUCAAUGGCUGUUCAAGACAAAGUUGCAGAGUUUGCUCAUGCAAUGAAAGAGCGAUUUUCGCAUAACUACCUUAAAUUUUCUUCUGUCAACUUAAUGUCUUUGAUAUCUUGGGCGGCCUCUGGUGCAAUGAUGUUUGGCGGAGUGGUACCAUAUAUUCCACAAUAUUAUGACAUUUACACUACAUCAAAUACUGAUGGUUUCUCAACAUAUGUUUGCUUUGCAUUACUUGCUGCAAAUAUUUUAAGAAUUUUAUAUUGGUUCGGACAUCCUUUUGAGCUACCUUUAUUUCUGCAAAGUGUUAUUAUGAUUAUUGCAAUGCUUGUUAUGUUAGAACUUUGUGUACGUAUUAAGCGAGGCAAUGAGUUUACUGCAAAAAGAAGGAAAUUUUCAGAUUUCGAUUGGGCAUAUUUUUGGAACUGGACACACUUUGCUGAUUAUAUGCAAUUUCUAAUGGUGUUUAGUUUGCUUGGCUCUAUUUUGACAUUUACGUUAAGUAAUAUACCAGUUUAUAUGGAAACUCUAGGAUUUAUAUCAGUCUUCACUGAAGCAAUGUUAGGCUUACCACAGUUUUAUAGAAAUUAUAAAAAUAGGUCUAUUGCUGGCAUGAGUUUGAAAAUGGUUGCAAUGUGGUUUUGUGGUGAUACAUUUAAAACUGGCUACUUUAUCAUCAAAGAAGCUCCUAUACAGUUCAGCAUUUGUGGAUCGUUACAAGUGUCAAUAGAUAUAGCUAUUCUGUAUCAAGCUCAUUUUUAUAAUCGUCCCAAACCUCUGAGUAAAGAUUAGCACAAACUUAUAUUUCUAUUAAAAUCUAAAACUGCGAUUGUUAAAACGAUUUUAUGAAAAAAUUUUCGGCUGAAGAUUAGCAAGCUGUAGAAUUUUCCGAUGUUGCUCCUGGCCACAAUAUUCUUUGUAUAAAAAUACAUUCUUUAUUAUACUUUUGUAUUAUAUUUAAAUAUCAAUUUAAAAUUAUGUAUAUAGAAAAUAUUUUGUUAUUUAUUUGUGGAUUUGACAUAAAAAUUUAUAUUGUUGAAAAUGAAUUAUGAAAAUACUCAAAAAUGUAUAAAAUGAUUAUUAAAAACAU
Molecule: messenger RNA, 1204 nt
Organism: Hydra vulgaris (swiftwater hydra)
Lineage: Eukaryota; Metazoa; Cnidaria; Hydrozoa; Anthoathecata; Hydridae
Product: solute carrier family 66 member 2
Biological process (GO): retrograde transport, endosome to Golgi; phospholipid translocation
Cellular component (GO): trans-Golgi network; endosome
Source: RefSeq, a predicted model, not a curated record